AUACAGUGGUUUGGAGAUGCUGAAAAACUAACCAAAGCGCUUUUCUCGUUUGCCAGCAAGCUUGCUCCCGUCAUUAUAUUUGUUGAUGAAGUUGACAGUUUGCUUGGUGCUCGAGGUGGUGCUUUUGAGCAUGAGGCUACUAGAAGAAUGAGGAACGAGUUUAUGGCAGCUUGGGAUGGAUUGAGGUCAAAAGAAAGCCAAAGAAUCCUCAUUCUUGGUGCAACAAACCGGCCAUUUGACCUUGAUGAUGCUGUUAUUCGUCGCUUACCAAGGAGGAUAUAUGUCGAUUUACCAGAUGCUGAAAACCGAUUGAAGAUUUUGAGAAUAUUUCUAGCACAAGAAAAUUUGGAUACUGAUUUUCAGUUUGAUAAACUUGCUAACUUGACUGAUGGGUACUCUGGCAGUGAUUUGAAGAACCUCUGUGUUGCUGCAGCAUAUAGACCUGUUCAGGAGCUCUUAGAGGAAGAAAAGAAGGGAGGCAAUAACAGUACAUCUUCGGUAUUAAGGCCUCUUAAUUUGGAUGAUUUUGUUCAGUCAAAAUCCAAGGUGGGUCCAUCAGUUGCCUAUGAUGCAACAAGCAUGAAUGAAUUGAGGAAGUGGAAUGAAAUGUACGGAGAAGGCGGUAGUAGGACAAAGUCACCAUUUGGAUUUGGGAGCUGAUUUUGAUGGUUCUAUGACAACAACUUAUUGGCAAUAGUGCAAUUUACACCGAAGCAUAACAUGGAAAAGAGCUCUAGAUUGAUUUCACUUUAUACUUUUCAACGGCCUCUAUGAUUGCUCAUCUGUUGCCAAAUUAUUUGGUAUCCAUAUUUGGUAUAAUUUUCGGUACAAGCAGUGUUUUUCCCAAACUUAUUCAUGCACCGGUUCUGUUUAGGAGGCUGUCCUUUGAGGGAGAAUCCUUUCAUCCCGUUUUGAGCUGAUAUAAGAGCAAUUCAAUCUAAUGUAUUGUAAUGAAAUGUAGGUAGCUUCUAAUUUUUUCUAGCGAAUACCCAAUCAUAAGUUCAACUAUAGGGGUAAAUUUCCCAAUUUUUUUUUUUUUGUCAGCAAUGUUUAAUAAUGUAAUUUCUCUA
This is a messenger RNA of Gastrolobium bilobum, 1070 nucleotides long. RefSeq lists its product as uncharacterized. The annotation marks the transcript as partial. The transcript is spliced from 6 exons. Gene Ontology annotation, cellular component: mitochondrial outer membrane. Gene Ontology annotation, molecular function: ATP binding; ATP hydrolysis activity. Lineage: Eukaryota; Viridiplantae; Streptophyta; Magnoliopsida; Fabales; Fabaceae. The record is from RefSeq and is a predicted model, not a curated record.